Messenger RNA from Austrofundulus limnaeus, 3560 nucleotides. It is a transcript of the gene zdhhc20b, whose product is annotated as zDHHC palmitoyltransferase 20b. Gene Ontology annotation, molecular function: palmitoyltransferase activity. Lineage: Eukaryota; Metazoa; Chordata; Actinopteri; Cyprinodontiformes; Rivulidae. The record is from RefSeq and is a predicted model, not a curated record.
GACAAAUGCGCACUCACGAGGACCCAGCCCCUGAGCUGAGACACAUUUCCUGUUCCCCCAGCAGAGGGAGAAAGAUGGCGCCUUCACACGUAUUAAGAUGCUGUCAACGGGGUUUAGCGUGGAUCCCUGUGAUUUUUAUCGCCCUUGUCGUCUGCUGGUCUUAUUACGCCUACGUGGUGGAGCUUUGUGUUUUCAUCUACCUGACCUUCUUCCACCUCUCCUUCGUCAUGUUUGUGUGGUCUUACUGGAAGACCAUCUUCACCAAGCCCGCCAGCCCCUCCAAAGAGUUCUGCCUGCCGAAGGCUGAGAAGGAGCGGUACGAGAAGGAGGAGAGGCCAGAGUCCCAGCAGGAGAUCCUGUGGAGAGCCGCCUCCACGCUGCCGCUGUACACCCGCACAGGCGCCGGAGCGAUCCGAUACUGUGACCGCUGUCAAGUCAUCAAGCCGGACCGGUGUCAUCACUGCUCCGCGUGUGACAUGUGUGUGCUGAAGAUGGACCACCACUGUCCCUGGGUGAACAAUUGCGUUGGCUUCUCCAAYUACAAGUUCUUCAUCCUUUUCCUGGCCUACUCGCUGGUCUACUGUUUGUUCAUUGCGGCCACAGUUCUGCAGUAUUUCAUAAAGUUCUGGACAAACGAGCUGCAAGACACGCCCGCCAAAUUCCACGUCUUGUUCCUGUUUUUCGUGGCGGCCAUGUUCUGCAUCAGUAUUUUGUCCCUCUUCAGCUACCACCUGUGGCUCGUGGGGAAGAACAGGUCCACCAUAGAGGCGUUCAGAGCACCUGUCUUCAGAACGGGCUCGGACAAGAACGGCUUCUCUUUGGGUUUCCGGAAGAAUAUCGCUCAGGUCUUCGGAGACCAGAAGAAGUACUGGCUGCUGCCGGUCUUCACCAGUCAAGGAGACGGUCUGACGUUCCCCACUCGGCUGGUCAACGCAGACGCAGAGCAGGCCUCAGUGACGCUGCAUCCCGAGCCCAGCAAAAGCGUGACCGACGUUCCCGUGAGCCCGGAGGGCGAGUCCCAGAACCACCUUCUGAACGACGGGCAGCACGCCAACGACGCCGAGGACGUCCUGGCCGACGAGCCUCAGAAAUCAGCUGAAAGUGAAACCUUCACAGUCUCCAUGGAGAGCUGGUCCUAACCAGGAGAGACGCCUCAGUCAUCUAAUGCGAUGCCUUAAACAACCCAACCGUUCAGUUUCGUCCAUACUGUAUCCCCGCAGACCCUUUGGACGUGCAGCCCACCGGCCCGUCGCAGCACAGUCAGGAUUUAAAAGCCUUAUUUUUUGCAUGCAGGACAUCACACAAUCACUCCCAUUCUUCAUUUUUUUUAUAUAUGUUUCCACUCCGUUUUUAUUUCACUUGUGAAAACCUCUUGUGCCCCAAAAAAGACGUCCCAGGACUUGUUUUUACAGGCACAAAGCAGCCGUGACGAUUUGGAGGAUAUGCUGUCAAAUAGAGCAUUAUUUUUAUUACCUUUUUUUUUUUUUUUUUUUAACUUCCAGCUAAUGAAGUGGAGAUUUGACCGGUUUAUUAUUAACUUCAAGUUCAAACGUGUGAUUUGCACCUUUUUGUUUCGAGUUGGAUCUUUUACCACCAAAAACCUGGACUGUGUUGCAGGAGGGACUCUGCUGGUUCAGUGGACUGUCCCUGUCCCCUCAGCACCAGGAGUUUUGGCCGGCAGUGUGGAAAGCAGAGCACAAGAUGGCRCCUUUGCACUUUGUUACUUUCAAAUAUUUAUCAAAACAUGUGCUUACUUUUUUUUUUAAUUAUUUGCGUUUUUUUAUUUUUUAUUUUUACAUGUCUAAAAAGUAUUUUCGGUAAGACCGAUGUGUAUUUUAAAUUGUGUGUGUGUGUAAGACAGUUGAAAUGGCAGUYAUUAGCUUCGUUUCUUUCUGUACCAGCUGGUGUUGGAAUAUGCUGCUCAAACCCAGGAGACAUGCGGCGUCACCCUCUCUGCUCGCUCGGCGUCUGAUCAGUGAUGUCUUACGGCUUGAUCUAUUUUUUUUCUACAGCUCAACUUUUAACUCAGAGCACUCGUUGCCAAAACAAGGGCUGGGCUGUCAGGAGCUCUGACACCUGAACCUGAAGUGUUUACAGCAUCCUAGCUUUACCUGAACUCUCACUGGUGAUCAUCGUCCUCAUCCAGGUGGGCAGUUUUUCCUCUGUCAAGUGUUGUAUUACCAGAAGUGGGCAGCAGGUGGCGACAAAACUCCUGGUAGCUGUUCUGACUUGGAUGGAGCAUCAGGGGUUUGAUUCUCUUUUCAAUCGGUUCUGUUUGUGUGUUUAUCUGCUAGUAACGCAUCAUGAAUCAGUGGAUAGAUUUGAAUGAAACCCAAUUCAAAAUGGUCGCUACAGCAAAUCAGCUUUAACCAAACACAAAAGUGGCUGUGAUUUGUCGUGGUAGCUGAGAGUAAAAUGAUCUUGUGGAAGCGGUGCUCGACAUGCAUUCCUUUUUAAAAUAAAGAAUAAUAAAAGUGAUAACUUCAGUUUUUAAAGCUCCACAACUCAGAUUUUCUGUGGAAGUGAACAGAAGCCCUCUGAUCAGCUGUGAAGGAGUUGUGGGCUGCAGCUUCUCGUCGUGGCGCCGUGUUGUGAACCRUGGGAAGACCCGCCUCUUCCUCAGCUCGUGUUUAACCGUUACGUCGAUCCGUCUCGUGUGCGUGUUGAACAUGUGGCCAACUUAAAAUCUAUUAAGAAAUAAAAAUACCUGCCGCUGGAUCCCACCAGACUCUGAUGUCGUUCGUGUUUACAGCUGUUUCUAAUGUGCAGGGUGAGCCUGUUGUGAUUUUAAUUUUAUUUUCUAUUUGGAAAGAGUUUUCUUUUUGUUACGUCUUUCCCAAAUGUGAUGAUGGUUAAAACUUUAAAACCCGUAACUGGGUUUAGUUUUUUUUUUUUUUUUGUUACAGCACUGGUACACUGUGGUAAAAUCUCAAGGUAACAGAUUAAAGUUGCAGAUAGAGACCAUGAUCCAAGCCAAGGUGAAGUCCUGAUCGUGGAUUCUCGGCUGUCGCGGACCCGUUGCCUUGACUCUGUGCCCGCCUGGCUGGUCUUGAGACUAAAGUUUGUGUGUAUUUUGUAAAGCUUCAUGACCAUCUUUCUCUCUCUUUUUUAUUUUUUUAAUCAUGAGGAAAAAGAUUCUAACAUGCAUAUAAACUGUUGAGCAUGGCGCCUGACUUCUGUACAAGAAAAGGUUUUGCUACAAUUAUUGGGAUUUUGGUGUUUUUUCUUUUUUAUAUAUCUUCAGUUAUGCCGUUUUUAAAAUGAGCUUUAUUCUGUUUAAAUGAAGCCAUAAAACUCCUGUGAAAGCAGGAAAACAGUCAGAAUAUGUUUUUUUUUAAGACUGACGCUGCAGCCGUCUUCUCAGUUCCGGCUGCAAUCAUAACUUGCUACAUUUUAGGAUUUUUUGUUGGUUUUUCUAUUUUACAAUGUGUUUCUAUAUUAUGUAAAAAAAACAAACUAUACACAUAUAUUUUUCUUGUCUGAUUAAUUUUCCUGUUUGUGAAUGAAGUACAUGCUUCUACAGUUACUGUGUCGAUAACAAUAAAUGUUUUUUAUAUGAA